Molecule: messenger RNA, 1278 nt
Organism: Kwoniella botswanensis
Lineage: Eukaryota; Fungi; Basidiomycota; Tremellomycetes; Tremellales; Cryptococcaceae
Exons: 8
Coding region: 1-1278 (425 amino acids)
Molecular function (GO): oxidoreductase activity
Source: RefSeq, a predicted model, not a curated record
AUGUCAUUCUCACUUUCAAGGGAUAAAGGCAAGUUCGAAUGGGCAAGUGAUGAUUUAUGGGCAUUGUUUUGCCAGGCAUCGAACGUAUACAAACCCCGAGUGUAUCGUAUGAUGUGGGAUAUAUUGCGAUUCAACCUUUUCGCAGUCGACCUGUUAUCUGAAAAAGGUGAAUCAGAAACAUUGAGUAUUGGGGAGUAUCUAGAUAGAGAGGGAUAUAGUCAAGCUUUUAAAGAAGAUUACCUGUUGCCUCUCACCGCGGGGAUCUGGUCAAUCCCACCUGAAAAAGUAGCGUUAGAUUUCCCGGCAAUGGCAUUGAUAAGGUUCUUCCAUAAUCAUCAGAUGUUACAGUUGUAUGGUAAACCAGCUUGGCUGACUAUCAAAGGUGGAUCCAAAACAUAUGUUGAUUAUAUAAUAUCGAAGAUGGAUCCAUCGAAAUUGCAUUUGAACGUCGGUAUCGAUACUGUCCAACCUACCGAUCAGGGUGUAUGGGUAACUACGGAGCAAGGGAAAAGAGAGUUAUUUGAUAAAGUCAUAUUGGCUACACAUACAGACCAGGCUGUUCGAUUGUUAGGUCAGAAUAUCUCGGAAGAGGAGAAGAUGUUGUUGGGAGAUUGUCAGUGGAGUGCUAAUGAGGCUGUUGUGCAUUAUGAUGAAGCGCUGAUGCCAACAAGGAGAAGAGCUUGGACAGCUUGGAAUUACCUUACCUCGACGGCAUAUGUACAUCCAUCCCACGAGGCCAAAACGUCCGCAUCGGAUGUCAAUUCAAUAUCCAUUACGUUCAACUUGAACAUCCUUCAAUCUCUUCCUAUCUCAAAACACGGUAUAGCACUCGUCACUCUCAAUCCACCUGUCCAACCUGACCCAUCUAAAACCAUCGCUCGAUACGUCUAUCAUCAUCCUGAACUUACACCAUCUCUCAUCAACGCUCAAAGGAAGUUGGACAGCAUACAGGGAAAAAGAGGGGUGUAUUUUAGUGGGGCAUGGACGGGUUACGGGUUUCAUGAAGAUGGGUGGAGGAGCGGGAUGGAAAUCACCCAAAGGCCUGAAUUCAACACACAAACCAAAGAAGAGAUUUUGUAUGUUGAUGGAAGAGAAGUGAAGUUUGGUAUGAUAGAGAAAACUUUGAGGGUAGUGGUGGGAAUGAUUGACUGGAGUGUUAAAGGGUUGAUGGGGUGGAUGAUUUGGAUGAUAUGCGUUUGGAUAUCAAUCGUAAGGAGAUUAUCGGGUAGAAAUACAACUAACAACCCUGCUCAUAACGGAAGGAAGAAAUUAGAUUAG